AUGUUGAAGAUAAUAAGUGUCAAAAUGAUGAUUGUACUGACGAUAGUAAUUUGUGCGAUUGUAACGGUUGAAACGGAAGCACAGAGUACCUUGUUGGGUUUAGAACCCGCGUUGGUGUUAGACGCGAAAGACAUUGAAUCCUCCGUGCAUCGAACUCGAAGUCUUCCGCAACCGGAAGAACAUUUACAAGGAAAUUGGUCGACGCUCAGCGAGAUAUUGGAUGUCUAUAACACGCGAUGGCUCGCCGAGAAUUGGAUCGAGGGAGAAUAUCCGGUUACGGAAGAAUGUUCAAAAGACAUAACGCGAUUCAUCGAUGGAUUAAAACGUGAAGACUUAUGGGCCAGGAAAAUGGAAGAUGCUUCUGGACGAUUCACUAACGGCUUCUUUUGGGGGAAUUCUUUUUUUACGGGUUCUGCGACCGAGUGUAAUUUCAUUGGUAUGGAUUACAACAAGGAUAAUCCGCAGUUCACGAAUGCCCCAGCUGAAACACGUGAAUUCACAACUGAACCGAGGAAGAAAAAAAAUCAUGGACUUAGCGGAGACAGUCUCCUGUCUCCGACCAUAUCCGAUAUGGCACCGUUUAAGAUAGGAUUUUACAUGCUGAAGAUCAAUAUCAAUGGAUCCGUCAGCCCUGUGUCGCGACAGAUUCAUUUGGGAGUUUGUUUGCCAUUUUCCUGUUCAGCUUCGGACGUAUCAAUUGUGGCGAGAUUAGCGACUAGUAAAGCGGCAGCGAAACAAUCAAGUAUUGAGAAAGUUCGUGAUCAACACAACCCCUACGAUAUAUACGGGGAUUCGGUCUUCUGGGCUUUGUUCGGAUCCACCGUAUUAGUUAUCAUACUGAUGUCUGCUGGGACUAGCUACGAUUUGUAUUUGACGAAAAAAGCAAGACGUGCAGCGAUCAAUUACGAUCUGGAGAAACAUUCCAAGCUGGAACAAAUCUCAGGCGAAAAAGACUCGAAUGUGUCCGAUCACGGUGUGAAUGGUACAACACCCGUUAAUAAUAAUAACGAUCACGAAGCCAGCCCUGCACCACCUAUGGAACCGGAAAAAUUGACGACCUGCGAGGAAUUAUUGUUGUCCUUCUCAGUUCGUGCAAAUUUGAGAACAAUUUGCGAUAAAACGGUUGGCAGAGAUACCCUCAGCACUCUUCAUGGUCUUAGGGCGAUAUCCAUGGCCUGGGUAAUUCUUGGCCACACGUGUAUCGUCGUAUUCAAGUAUUCCGACAAUAUGGAGUACCGUAAGGUCGUGGAGAAGAGAUUUCUCUUUCAGACGGUAACAAGCGGUGCUUUCAGCGUGGAUACCUUCUUCUUCAUGGGAGGUCUUCUAGUAUCGUUCCUCUACUUCAGAACGAAUGCCAAAGGCGAUUUGUCCAGGCUAACUCAAGGAACGCGUGGAUUUGUCGCUGGCUUAUUGCAGUUUGGAGGUUUCAUUACCUAUAGAUUUUGCCGGCUAACCACGCCUUACAUGUUUGUACUCGGGGUAGUUGAAGUUUCCAUGAAAUGGUUUAAUGCCAAUUCAGUUUUCGAACCACCCACAGCCGACCACUUCAACUGUCCGAAUUAUUGGUGGAGGAAUUUACUUUACAUCAACACUUUAUUUCCGGUUGAAGAAAUGUGUAUGUUGUGGAGUUGGUACGUCGCUGAUGACACCCAAUUCUAUAUCGUCGGUGCAAUUAUAUUAAUUGUAGCAACGAGUCAUGUAAAGAUCGCCGCUUUCGCUACCGGCGUGUUACUCGUAAGUUCCUGGACAACAACUGCGUACAUCGCUUACUCGAACAAUCAUAUGCCAAGUUCGGACGAUCCCUUGGCUUUGUUUGAUAAAAUUUAUGACAAGCCAUGGACGAGACUGGGUCCUUAUCUGAUCGGAAUGUCCGUCGGAUAUUUACUCUUCAAGACGCACUGUAAAAUAACAAUGUCGAAGAUGACGGUUACAGUUGGCUGGCUCUUGUCCACCGCUUGUCUCCUCAGUUUGCUCUACGGCUUGUACGAGGCUGAGUUGAGUCCUGCAACCGCAGCUGCAUAUUCUUCGUUAAGUCACAGUGCAUGGGCACUUGGAUUGGCAUGGAUCGUCGUGGCCUGCAGUACCGGUUACGGAGGUUUCGUGAACACAAUAUUGUCAGCUCCUGUUCUUUACCCGUUCAGCAGAGUCACAUAUUGUGCUUAUCUCGUCCAUCCGAUCGUCAUCCGAUUAACUGCCAUGAAUCUAGACGCGCCGUUCCACCUAGGAAAAGAUACGGUGAUGAUAACUUUCCUCGGGCAAGUCGCGCUUUCCUAUUCGUUGUCAUUUGCGAUAUCACUGGCGUUCGAAGCUCCGGUAGUCAGUAUGUUGAAGAUCGUCGCCCCUAACAAGAGAAGACGAAUUCAAUGAGAUUUUUGAAUAUACAUGAAGAUACGUUACGUAUUAUGCAGUACGAUUGUUUGAAAAAAUGUGAUUCUCCUUGCGGAGUGCAGCGGGUGCAGCUGCAGCAGUUGUAGAGUGAAGAGAAAGCUUAUUAAUUCGAUAGAAAUUAUUUGACUUUAUUUUAUCCUGUUGUUAUUUAGUAUAUUUUGAUACUACGUUACAGUUCAAAUAUUUCUAUAUAUACCAAGGCAUAUACCUGUAGAGUGAAAAUUUAGAAAUAUUUCAAAUCCUUCAACCCUUAAUAGAGAAAAAGAUGUAUUUCAGGAAAUUCGCGAAAAUAAGUUAUUUAAAUUAUGUGCCUUACAAUUAAUUUAAAUUAUAAUUCUUACAUCAUAUCCUUAACAUAAUAUUAGUAUAUGUGUGCGUACUUAUUAGAUAUAGGUAAAGUUUACCAUUAGCUUGUAAAUAAUAAAAAAAAACAAACACUUUCUAUAUAAAAUUAAAUUCAGCUAAGUUGUGAUUCAUUAAUGUUCAUCCAUUUUACGCGAUGUAAUGACACUUGCCUGUCUAUGAUUAUGGCAAAUUAUAUGCAAUAAUAAUUGAGGCAUUGCAAUCA
This is a messenger RNA of Athalia rosae (coleseed sawfly), 2956 nucleotides long. Its product is annotated as nose resistant to fluoxetine protein 6. The record is from RefSeq and is a predicted model, not a curated record. Lineage: Eukaryota; Metazoa; Arthropoda; Insecta; Hymenoptera; Athaliidae. Gene Ontology annotation, molecular function: acyltransferase activity, transferring groups other than amino-acyl groups. Bases 1 to 2367 code for a protein of 788 amino acids. The transcript is spliced from 10 exons.